Acanthisitta chloris (rifleman) is the source of this 559-nucleotide messenger RNA. It is a transcript of the gene CLU, whose product is annotated as clusterin. The annotation marks the transcript as partial. The record is from RefSeq and is a predicted model, not a curated record. The transcript has 3 exons. NCBI's taxonomy places the organism in Eukaryota, Metazoa, Chordata, Aves, Passeriformes, Acanthisittidae.
AGCGGCUCCGGCCUCGUGGGGCGCCAGCUGGAGGAAUUCCUCAACCAUUCCUCACCCUUCUCCAUCUGGGUGAAUGGGGAGCGCAUUGACUCCCUGCUGGAGCGGGACCAGCGCCAGGAGAAGCAGUUGGAAGACCUGGAAGAACGUUUUGGCCUGCUGGAAGAUGGGAUUGAGGACAUCUUCCAGGACAGCACCCAAGUCUAUGGCCGGAUGUAUCCCUUUUUCCAAGCCCCUUUUGGUGGCUUCCGAGAGGCUUUCCGGCCCCCAGUCCAGCACGUUCGCUUCCCCCAGCGCAGCCACAGGUUUUCCCGGGAUCUUCAUCCCUUUUUCCAGCAUCCUCACCAUGGAUUCCACCACCUGUUCCAGCCUCUCUUUGAGAUGACACAGAGGAUGCUGGAGGAUGCCCACAGCAGCCUGGAGCUUCCCUUGGGUGGCUUUGGUCCAGAGUCCAGGAAUUUCAGCGACGAGCGGAUGGUGUGCCGGGAGAUCCGGAGGAACUCGGCCGGAUGCCUGCGCAUGAAGGAUCAGUGUGACAAGUGCCGGGAGAUCCUGGCUGUGG